This is a messenger RNA of Salvia splendens (bonfire salvia), 3382 nucleotides long. RefSeq lists its product as uncharacterized. Gene Ontology annotation, molecular function: DNA binding; protein dimerization activity. NCBI's taxonomy places the organism in Eukaryota, Viridiplantae, Streptophyta, Magnoliopsida, Lamiales, Lamiaceae. The transcript has 5 exons. The record is from RefSeq and is a predicted model, not a curated record. Bases 289 to 3165 code for a protein of 958 amino acids.
GUCCACCCAGAGAGUCACGAUUCCCAAAUCCGAAACCCUAGAAACUGAGAAAAGCAAAUUCCGUGUCCACUCAGAGACUCACGAUUCCCUCUCCCUCGACUCGUUUCUUACUCCGAUCCUUCCCAAUUUUAAUUUUUUUUCAGAAUUCAACAUUUCCUCAUCAAUUACUCAUCAUCUUCAUUCAUUCAGAUUGAUCGGUGCAUGUUUGGCGUGUUACAAACAUGGAAGUAGUUGGGUUGUUAUAGGCUUGUUAGAAGGCAGGGGAUAUCAUAGACGAAUGGUGUGAAGAUGGCGUCGCAUCGCUCUUCUGGAUACAUGGACCCGGGUUGGGAUCAUGGUGUUGCUCAAGAUGACAAAAAGAAGAAGGUUAGAUGCAAUUACUGUGGCAAAGUUGUUAGCGGCGGAAUCUACAGACUGAAGCAACACCUUGCCCGGCUUUCUGGUGAGGUAACUUAUUGUGAUAAGGCUCCAGACGAGGUGCGUCUCAAAAUGAGGGAAAAUUUGGAGGGGCGUCGUGUUAGUAAGAAAUCAAGGCACAGUGAGUACGAGGAGCAAUCCUAUUUGAACUUCAGUGCUGCUGAUGAUUUGGAGGAAGAAGAGCACUUUGGAUAUAGGAAAAAAGGUAAGCAAUUGUUGAUUGACAAGGAUUUAGCGGUGAAUAUGACUCCACUUCGUUCAUUAGGAUAUGUUGAUCCUGGUUGGGAGCAUGGUGUACCUCAGGAUGAGAGGAAGAAGAAGGUGAAAUGUAAUUACUGUGAGAAGAUUGUGAGUGGAGGUAUCAACCGGUUUAAGCAGCAUCUAGCUAGGAUACCCGGUGAAGUUGCUCCUUGUAAGAAUGCACCGGAGGAAGUUUAUCUCAAAAUAAAAGAAAACAUGAGAUGGCACCGUACCGGUAGAAGGCACAGGCGACCUGACACUAAGGAAAUAUCUACAUUUUACAUGGAGUCAGAAAAUGAGGAGGAAGAGCAGGAAGAUGAAGCUGUUUACCCAAUGGGUAAUCAUAGGCUUAUACACGGUGAUAGAAGAUUCGAUAGAGAUUUCAAGAGGACUUCCAAAGGGUUGUCUGCCUGUAAUGGAUCUGAUCUGACACCGAAAAGGCCAAGGUAUGAUGCUAAUGUCCUGAAGACACCAAAAACUCAACCGGCAGUAGGUGGAAAGCUAGUGAAAAUGGGUCCAUCCAAGAGGUCCCGUAGAGAAGUCAUUUCUGCAAUAUGCAAGUUUUUCUACCAUGCUGGUGUGCCUUCUCAAGCAGCCAACUCCUCUUAUUUUCAUAAAAUGCUAGAGCUGGUAGGUCAGUAUGGCUCAGAUUUGAUAGGACCAUCUAGCAAUAUGUUAUCAGGGCGGUUUCUACAAGAUGAAAUACUGACAGUCAAAAACUACCUCGAGGAGUAUAAGUCUUCUUGGGCAGUGACAGGGUGUUCCGUUUUAGCAGAUAGUUGGAGAAACUCUCAAGGCAGGACACUGAUCAACAUUUUGGUAUCCUGCCCUCGUGGAGUAUAUUUUGUUUGUUCAGUUGAUGCAACAGGUCUAGUUGAUGAUGAAACCUAUUUGUACAAAUUGCUUGACAAAGUGGUAGAAGAUAUGGGGGAGGAAAAUGUAGUGCAGGUAAUCACUCCAAGUACACCCAGUUAUCAAGCUGCUGGGAAGAUGAUUGAAGAGACGAGGAGAAAUUUGUUUUGGAUACCUUGUGCCACAUAUUGUAUUGAUCAAAUGCUCGAAGAUUUUAAGAAACUAAACCGUGUUCGGGACUGUAUAGAGAAAGGGCAAAAAAUUACAAAAUUCAUUUACAAUAGGAUCUGGUUGUUAAAUUUGAUGAAAAGAGAAUUCACUGGAGGUGAGGAACUUCUGAGUCUGUCUGCCACUCAAUCUGCUUCAAGUUUCAGUACAUUGCAAAGUCUUCUUGACCACAGGGUUGAUCUAAGAAAAAUGUUUCAGUCAAACAAAUGGCUUUCAUCUAGAUAUUCUAAAUUAGAUGAAGGUAAAGAGGUGAAGAAUAUUGUGAUGGAUUCCUCAUUUUGGAGGAAGGUACAGUAUGUCAAAAGAUCAGUAGACCCCAUACUUGAAGUCCUUCAAAAGAUCGAUAGUGAUGAGAGCCUCUCGAUGCCAUUCAUCUACAAUGAUAUGAACCGAGCGAAGCUUGCUAUAAAAAUCAAUCACAGUGAUGAUGCACGUAAAUAUGAAUCUUUUUGGAGUGUUAUUGACAAUCACUGGGAUUCGUUGUUUCACCACCCUCUCUAUCUGGCUGCUUACUUCCUGAAUCCUUCAUACCGAUAUCGGCCAGACUUUGUCCUGCAUCCCGAUGUCGUACGUGGUCUGAAUGCUUGCAUUGUGAAAUUGGAACCAGACAGUGCUAGAAGAAUUUCAGCAUCUAUGCAGGUGAAGGUUUUCAUGUUAUAUCUGUUAUACCCUUUUCCAAAUCUAGCAAUUUCCAAUUGUGUAUUUGCAUAUUUUCCCCAAACAGUUGUAAUGUUGUAUUUCAGAUUUCUGACUUUGGCUCUGCAAAAGCUGAUUUUGGAACCGACCUGGCAAUUAGUACCAGAUCAGAGCUUGAUCCAGGUUAUACCAUCAACAUGCUCAAACCGAACUACUCCUACAUCUGUAAUUUUCACUGAGAGCAAUCUCCUUUUCUCUCUAGCUGCCUGGUGGCAACAACAUGGGAUUAAUUGUUUAGAGUUGCAACGAAUUGCUGUACGCAUACUGAGUCAAAGUUGCUCAUCUUUUGGGUGUGAGCAUAACUGGAGUGUACACGAUCAGAUGCACAGACAUAGACAAAACCGGCUAUCACAGAAGAGAUUGAAUGAAGCAAUCUAUGUUCACUAUAAUUUGAGACUAAGGGAACGCCAGAUGAGGAAAAGGUCCAGUAAGUCAACGUCCCUAGACAGUGUUCUGCAAGAAGAUCUACUGUAUGACUGGAUCGUGGAGACAGAGAAACAAGCAUUGCAAGAAGACGAGGAAAUCCUUUAUAGUGAAAUGGAACAUGGUGAUGGAUACGAAAAUGAGGUGCACGACUUUGAUGAUGGACAUGGAGAUUCGAGAAAAGGAUCAAUGGAUAUGGUGCUAGCAGAUGUGGCAGAGCCACUGGAUGUCGAUGACAGCGCUCAGAAUGAUGCAGCUUCAGGCGAUGAUCAAGAUCUCGACUUCAUUGAAGAAGAUAUGACUGACUAGUCGCGACGGGUAUAGGUACUAUACGAUCUAAUUGGGUGUAAACUUUACUAGGGUUAUUCAUGUCGUUUGUUGUAUACACUGUAAUUGUUGCCCCAACGUACAUAACACAUUGUGUUUGCCCAGUUUUGUAAAUUCAUAAAAAGUAACCUUGGUGCCUAGGUCUUGCAACGUUUAUGUUUUGAAUAUAAAAUGCAUCGGCUUUUGAAUUGUAAAGGUA